This is a messenger RNA of Lachancea mirantina, 1830 nucleotides long. Lineage: Eukaryota; Fungi; Ascomycota; Saccharomycetes; Saccharomycetales; Saccharomycetaceae. The record is from the annotation of a GenBank genome assembly.
AUGAUACAAUUUGAAAAAACCGCGUCGAUCGAGGUUUUGGGGGCCGAGAACUAUGCGAAACUGCGUCAUACUAAAGUUUUGCUUGUAGGAGCUGGCGGUAUUGGCUGUGAGCUCUUGAAGAACUUGGUACUCAUGGGAUUUGGCGAGGUCCACGUGGUGGAUCUCGACACCAUUGAUCUUUCGAAUUUGAACCGCCAAUUUCUGUUUAGGCAACGCGACAUCAGACAGCCUAAAGCUACCACUGCUGUGAAAGCAGUACAACACAUCAGCAAUUCCACGCUUAUAGCGUAUCAAUGCAACAUUCAGGAUACAGAGAAAUUCCCAUUGAGUUGGUUUUCGCAGUUUGCGCUUUUCUUCAAUGCUCUCGAUAAUCUGGAAGCACGUCGCUACGUCAACCAAAUCGCCCAAUUGCUACACAAACCGCUUAUAGAGAGUGGUACUGCCGGUUUUGAUGGUUACAUCCAGCCUAUAAUUCCCGGUGAAACGGAGUGUUUUGACUGCACCACUAAAGAAACGCCCAAGACUUUCCCAGUUUGCACCAUUCGGUCAACUCCCUCCCAACCGGUUCACUGCAUUGUUUGGGCUAAAAAUUUUUUAUUCCCACAACUUUUUUCCACGUCAACCACUGCGUCUGCUAAUGAGGAUCUGGGGACCGACGAUCCUCUUGAAAUCGAACGAAUUCGUCAGGAAACAAACGAGCUGCGGGAGCUACAGGAAUACAUCAAGUCUGGAGAUGAGUCUCGCAUACCUACCAUUAUCGAGAAGCUUUACACGCAUGACAUUGAAAAGCUGCUUGCAAUCGAGAAUCUCUGGAGAACACGCCAGAAACCUGUCCCUUUGGGUCGUUUCGAUUUAACAGAUGCCGUAAAUCCUGAUUUCAACGCCGUGUGGUCAUUACAGGAACAACUUGACUGCUUGGCUAAUGCCACAAAGAAGUUGAUGAAAAGACAGGCCACCGAGGAUCAGAUAGACUUUGACAAAGAUGAUGUGGAUAGUUUGGAGUUUGUUGCUGCUGCUGCAAAUAUUCGUGCCCAUGUUUUUCAUUUGCCCAUUAAGUCGAUAUUCGACAUCAAACAAAUUGCCGGCAAUAUCAUUCCAGCGAUUGCAACGACAAACGCGAUUAUUGCGGGACUUUCGUCUUUGGCAUCGUUAAGAGUUCUCAAUCUCAUGAAGGGCUUUCCAGUCAAAAGUCCGAAAGAGCUUAACAUGGCGUUUACCGCUAGAGCUAGCAAUAUUCCUACUCAUCGAUACUUGUCAAACCCUGUACUAGCAAGCCCCAACUCUCGUUGUCCUGUAUGUUCGGUCCCGCGCGGUGUUAUCAAAAUAUCUGGCAAAGCGCUCUCCUCAACGAAGCUUCAAGAUCUUAUCGAGGCGAUUAGACAGAAGUACCACUACCCCGGCGAGGUUUCAGUAGUCGAUAAGUCUACGCAGCGUCUUUUGGCUGACAUCGAUUUCGAUGAUUUGCUUGAAAAGUCACUGCUAGAUUUGAAAAUCAGAUCAGGUGUUUUGCUCAUGAUCGCAGAUGAGCGAGACGACGUCGUUGAGAUUCGCGCCGGAAGCGAGUUCUAUAUUCAAGAAGAUUCAAAGAAUUGUGCUAGCCAUCCAUUCCUUUUACCGGAAAUGAAAGUCAAAAUGGUAAAAAGUGAAGUGGAACCACCACAAGAGUCUCUUGAGAAUGGACUUGACGAGACCACGACAAACGUGGCUCAGUCAAGCGAUGUCUUAAUCAUAGACGAAGACGAGAGUGGCAGUAAAAGAAAGCUCGAAGAAUCGGAGCUGCCGCCCAACAAAAAAGCAAAGCAUACGGAAGAGCUCGUAUUACUAGAUUGA